UAGAUGACUUUUAAUUUAUAUGUUUACAGAAGAUUAGAAAUACUUUCAAUUAAAGUUACUUAAUAACAUUUGCAGUGCUAGCUAUGCAUACCGGAUGAUUGAAGAAUUAUUUCACUGAUGUUCAAAUAAAAUUAUUUCCCUAAUGUCCAAAUAAAUGUUAAUUGUAGUGAUGUCAAAUAGCAUGACCUCUCUACUCUACAUCUAGCAGGUUGCUGACCACAUCAAAGGUACAGACCAAUAUUUAAUAUGCACUUUGUUUAAGGAAAUACUUAUAGAUCUACUAGAAGGAAAAAAUGAAGCUGCUGGCUAUGUUGUGUUUUUCUUGUCUCUAUUGUGUCAAUGCUGCUCAAGGGCUGGAGCAAGAGUGUACUAGAUUCAUGAGUCAAUCACUGGUCAGAUACAGAGCAAAGAAUUUAAAAAGUAGUGCAAUUGGAAGUCCCUUAACUGAGGCAGUCAGAGUCUUGCAAGAGUACCAGUUCAAUUGUUCAUCUACUAUAACCAGUCUUAUAUUGGGGAUUGAUAUAAGAGCAGGUCAUAGACUUCUUCCCAGUGUUCAGGUCUUUCGAAAAAUUGGUGGCAGCAGUCAAUAUGACCUAGUGAUUGGAAGUGAGAGAGUUAUCUAUUAUGGGACUAGUAAUGUCAGUACCAGUGGAGUGUUUGAAUAUCCACUCAAUCCUCCUGUACCAGUAAUGAGUGGAGACCUGCUAGCUGUAUCACAACCAUCUCCAGCCUUUAGCAUAGCUAGAGUGCAUUACAUUGAUAAUGUUCCAGGAGUCAGAUUCAGUAGCAGCCAACAUGCAUUUGGCACUAGAAGUGGUGUCAACUUAAACAACUCUUUAAUCACCAAUCAGUUGAUCUUAGUUUAUCCAGUAACAGAUGGAUACUGUGUUAACAGUAUCAAUUCAAUCACUCCUUCAAUUGUUAGAGAAUAUGGUUUUAAAGUUCACCAAUCACAAAUUUUUUCCAGUAGACGGCAGUAUUUAUAUCCUGACAUGCUCUUCUCUUGCAAUGGAUCAGUUACUAAAUUCACUUUC
Messenger RNA from Amphimedon queenslandica, 1034 nucleotides. RefSeq lists its product as uncharacterized. The record is from RefSeq and is a predicted model, not a curated record. The transcript is spliced from 3 exons. The annotation marks the transcript as partial. NCBI's taxonomy places the organism in Eukaryota, Metazoa, Porifera, Demospongiae, Haplosclerida, Niphatidae.